Molecule: messenger RNA, 5385 nt
Organism: Ctenopharyngodon idella (grass carp)
Lineage: Eukaryota; Metazoa; Chordata; Actinopteri; Cypriniformes; Xenocyprididae
Product: protein phosphatase 1 regulatory subunit 12B
Exons: 8
Coding region: 491-1087 (198 amino acids)
Cellular component (GO): cytoplasm
Molecular function (GO): phosphatase regulator activity; protein kinase binding; enzyme inhibitor activity
Source: RefSeq, a predicted model, not a curated record
AAACAGUUUUGUUCUUUCAGUGUUUGUGUGGAGUAAUUGUAUGUAGACCGAACAGUGAGGGAGGGCUUUCAGCCGUCUGUAGAGUUAACAAAGAAAAGUCCUCUCCUUAUUUAGCUCUCACUGUGUGUCAGUAUGAAUGAGUGAGUGUCAAUGAGAGAACAUCAGCCGGAGGAGACCGCGACUGUUGUUUAUGCGUUUGUGAGAGAGGGAGUGGGACGGAAAUAGAGAUAGAGGGAGUGGAGAUAGCGAAGUGUAGAGGUGCUUCUAAUUGUUUUCAUUUUUCUCUAAUGACUACCGUGCCUCGCGGAGGAACAGAAACACAGAUCGCCUGUCAGUCUCGGCACACACACACUCCGCGUGAUCCUCUGGACGCACACUUUUGCACCUGUUGAGCGUAUUUACUUCACAUCCAGCAGUCAUGGCCGUCUCCACAGCUGUGUGAAACUGUGCCUGCGUUUGUCAGGGAUCUUCCUUCUUAUCCAGGAGAGAGAUGUCAUCGCUCUAUUCACGCAGCAAGGACCUUUCCUCUCGCUCCAGAAAGUCCCUGUCGGACUCACCACCCUCCUCUCCGUCCCCCAGCACCAAAACCUUCAGACAAGACCGGGCGUCAAGGUCAGACUCCAGUGGUGUGGAGUCUUCGUCAGACCGACUUCCAGCUCGGACCAGCACCUACACACGCCGAGAGAACAGACUCGCCUCUUUGAGCAAAACAGACGACGACUCUGCCAGCAAGGACUAUAAGAAGCUGUAUGAGGACGCACUGGCAGAAAAUGAGAAGCUGAAGUCUCGACUGGACGACAGCAAACAGGAGCUCACCAAAAUCCGCUCACAGCUUGACAGAGUCGCACAGAGGCAGGACAGAAUAUCAGAGAGGUCCACUGUAUUUGAAUCAGAGAAAAGGGAAAAGGAAGCAUUGGAGAAGAAGGUGUCAGACAUGGAAGAAGAAUUGAAGACCCUUCCUGCUCUGGCUCGGCUGCAGGCUCUCCGCAGGGGGAAUGCGCGCCUCCUAGUGGAGAACAAAGCCAUGCUGCGCACCCUCGCCUGCCUCACUCAGACGGCCUCUCUCCCUGAGACGGAGGAUCUCUAGUCCUCUGCUCGCUCUCUCUGUCCCUUCUUCCUUCCUGUUCUCCGCUGCACCCUGUAGUCCUCUUCCUCUGCCCCUCUGCUGCACACCUCUCAGGUUUUGACAGAACUCAAGUCUGAUAACCAGCGGCUGAAAGAUGAGAAUGGAGCCUUAAUCAGAGUCAUCAGUAAACUUUCCAAGUGAGGACGACCGGUUGAAGAGGGAGGAGGAACACUGAACAGAGAGAGACCAAAUCUGAGAACUUCACAUUGACUUCAACCUGACCAUUGUCAUGCUGGGUAAUGGUCUGUGUCAUCUCUUACUCUUGGUGCGGCAGUUCCAAGGUUAAAGAGAUAGUUCACCCAACAAUGAAAAUUCUGUCAUCCUUUACUCACCCUCAUGUCAUUUCAUCUUCUGUUGAACAUAAAAGUAGAUGUUUUGAGAAAUGUCUAAAGUGUUGUUUUGUUAAUACAAUGGAAUUCAGUGGUCACCAAAACUGUUUGGUUACCAACAUUCUUCAAAAUAUCUUCUUUUGUGUUCUGGAGAAGAAAGAAAGUAACCACCCUCUUAUAAAAUACAGCUAAAACUUGCUUAAGAUGGCCUAAGCUGGUUGAGGUGAUUGAGCAGCUUGACUACUAGCUAGUUGAGCUGAGGUCAACCAUCUUAAAGGCCUUGAUAUACUCACGCCAAAGUUCUUUUUCGUUCUUCGCUUAGGGGGAAAAAGAAGUUUGAAAUACCUUUGUAGCAGUAUACUGUUAUCGAACAUCCUGACGCCAAACUAUCAAUGGUAGUUCAAAGUUGUUUACCACCUGGAGCAAAGUUUUCCAGAAAGUUCACUUUGGCAAGCUCUUUCAAACUCCCAAAAUGAACUCCAAACAAACUUCACUUUGGCAUGGUUUUGUUCGCAAUUACGUCACACCAGUUUGUUCUUUUUUUGCUUGAAGUAUAUCGAGGCCUGCAUUGACCUGGUUAGAGCUAAUAAUACAUUUUUGCUGAUGGGGACCUGGGUAGCAUUUCCCAAAAGCAUCGUAAGCCAAAGUUGAUCGUAGAACCAUUGCCACCAAUGGAGCUACGAUCAACUUAGGCUUACGAUGCUUUUGGGAAACACUACCCUGGUUGGUUAACAAUGUUCCAAAACACAACUUGAUCUAGUUAACUGGUUUCACCACCUCAAUCUGUGUUGACCUGGUGUUUGCAGUAGGAUACUCGAAUAACAUUGUAGCCACAGCAUUGGUUCCUAAGAACUCCCUCAAAAACAUCUAAUGAAUUGAAUGUUUUCUCAGUGCCUUUCUAAACUCUAAAUGUUUCAAGAUAUACUAAAGCUUAAAUGGCAUCUAUGGCUCCAUGAAGAACCUUUAACAACCAUGGAACCUUUCCAUUGCAAAAAAGUUUUUUAUAAUGGAAAAAAGUUCUUUAGAUUAUUAAAGUCGUGCUGAAACGGAAGUAGCAGCAGGUCUUUUCUUCCAUAUUAUGAUACAUCUGAGUGUAAUGGGUUAUCAAAAAAGAGGAAAUGUAGGAUUGGUUCUGUGCAUUGGUUGUUGAUUAGAUUUUGAGAUGCGGGCGUUGCACUCAAAAGUGGAGGUAGAUGAACACGAGCUUGCAGGGGCGGGAUUUAAGCAGACUAAACUAUUAUAGAAGUUAGUGUUGUCAAAAAAUAUCGAUAUUGCGAUACUAAUCGAUAUAGAAAUAUCUGAAAUGAUCCCAAUACUCUUUUUCUGCAGUAUCGAUACACCAACACCAGCUGCGCGUUCUCGAGCCUCUUCUCACUCGUUUUUAUUCGCUCUGGUUGAGUAGUGUUGGUGUUACAGGGCCUGAAUCUUGGCGUGGGGUUGCGGGUGUUGUGCACAAGUUUGACUCCUGUUUCACGCUUACACCAAAAGCACGCAAAAUGUCUGUCUUGCUGAGUAUUCACAUAAACAGUCAGCUUUGAAAAGUAGAUAGUUGGAAAAGAAAUCGCCAAGUUGUGUAACAGUAUAUUGGAUCCGUGAAUAAGCUCUUAAAGUGACAGCAGCCUAAUAAACCUGCUGCUGUCUGUAAUGGUAAUCAAAAAACAAAAGACAAAGACAAAAUCACUCACUGCUCUUUACUGAAUAACUUUUGUAACUUUAAUUAUAAGCAUUAAUCUGUAUGUAAGCAUUUCAUUUCUGUAGUAUUUCUUACCUGAAUACCGUUAGACCCACCUGAAAAAAAGUAAAGCUGUUUAUUUCAUUUGUCUCUUUAUUGUAUUGUAUUGUAUUUAUUUGUGCUAUAGUUUGCGAUUUGUUUACUUGUUAUUUUAUUACUGACUGUUUAAUUGUCUUUUUCAUAAGUUUAGUUCCGUUUCAAAAAAAGCCUCCCUGUGCUUUGUAAACUAUUGCAACAAAAUUACCCAAAUUAUCAAAAAAUGAUGAGAUCGUAAAAUAUCUAUAUGGCAGUAUUUAUGGCAGUUUUCCACAUGGUAUCGAAAAUGGUAUCGAAUAUCGAUAUAUCCUAUUGGAAUUCCAGUAUCGUGACAACACUAGAAGUCCUACAUACUUCACCAGAGAGAAGUCAUAUUCAUUUUCGCCCGAAAAAUCCAGUUAUGACAUUUUGAUUAAACAUUUCAAGGUCAAAAUAAUAAUAAUAAUAAUAAUAAUAAUAAAAUUAAUCUAUUUGAAAAAUAGUAGGGCGAAUUUACUGCUGACUUUAAAAAAAGGGAAUUGUUAAAAGUAGAAUUGUUCACUGAAAGGUUCUAUGGGCAACCAAAAAUGGUUCUUCUGUGGCAUUACUGCAAAAACCCCAGUUUGGAACCUUUUCCAGAUUGGUGUGAGUCUAGCUGGUGAACCAGCAUAAACAUACUUUUCACCAGCAAAAUUUAGUUUGUGAGACUGGUUUCAACUAGGUUCCUGGUAAAGCUGGUUGACUAGAAAACACUUGCUGUUGAGAAGCCUUGUGGGAACACCAGGGGCCUCAUUUGUAAAAUGUUGCACAGAAACCGUCCUAAAAUUGAUCUUACGAUCAUUUCUCAGAUGUGCGUACGUGUGAUUCAUAGAAUGAACGUACACACAGAAAACGAGCCUACGCCUGUCUUUCAGAUGUGAGAUCUAUAAAUCGCAAAUGAUCUUGAACUUGCGCGCAGCUGAAUGGUUUCAGUUCCCCGCGUUGUAAACAACACCUAAUUAAUGUCAUUUACAUAUAAAAGAUCACCAGUCAUCGUCCAAAUCCUUAGCAAGCUGCAAGAAUAGCUUAGAUUUCCAAAAACCUGCAGUAAUCUGACAAUGAAACGUGUGUAUGUCUGCUCAGACCCUGACGUGGCUCUAAGCACUUUUCCACAUCAAAGACCGUUUUUAUAAAUAUAAGCGUUGGCGUGGAUUAAGCGUACACACGCUCUAAGAUCAAAUCUGUGUGUACGCACGCUUUAUAAAUGAGGCCCUAUCACACCAGUAUCAGCACAACAGUAACACCAACUUUUCUGGCCUUUUCAGCAGGGAAGAGCUGUACAAACUGCCAUUCCUUUAAAGAGUGUUUGAUCAUCAAUCAAAUCUAAUUGUCCUAAAGCAGGCAGUCUAAUAUGAUCUUCAGAAGCUCUGCCAGAACAUUGUAAAAGGAAUGUUCCCACUGAGGAAUGAUGUCACUCUCCUUUAACUCAAUUCAUAUCAAUUCAUUGGUCCUGUUUACUUUUACAGUUGUAGUGUUUAUAUAUGAAGUGACGGGCAGAAGAAUGGAUAAAUGGCACCAUUACUGAAUGUGUUUUAUAUUUAUUUAUGCCUUUUGUGUGUAAUUAAGAGUAUCUAUAUGGAUAAAACAGAAAACUUCACACAUAAUAUGUCAUUUCAAAUGCUUUGUGUUUAUUUUCACUGUCCACAGUUUUUAACCUGUAAUCUUGAACCAAAGCUCACAGCACUUUGUUUAUGAUUGCGUUUGUUGUUUGCCUGUUAUGAUUAUUAAUAACACACUGUAAAAUACAGAAAAUGUAGUCAAGUGCCUUUUUAAGUGCAGUGCUGCCCUCUGCCUGUCUGCGUGAUUAUUACAGGCAUUUAAGGUUCCAACACUUCACUGAAAUGUAUUUCAUGUUUUUGGUGUUCUUAUGCACUUCUGAAGAAAUUAAUUAAUUUAUGUGCAAUGCCAGGUAUGCAUUUAGAUUUAAGUUCCAUCAGCCAUUUAUCAUCAGACCUCUAUAUAUCCCCUUUCCCUUAAAAAAAACCCCAAAAAACUUUAAGUUCAUUUUAUUAACUAAACUUAAGUAAAAAUAAUUUUCAAGUAUACUAUAUGUAGUAAGUAUACAAAUAUCUGUGUACUAGUAGUAUAAUUCUACAUGUACUAUUUAAAUACUUCUUUGGAGUAAACUGGCACACUUUUAACAA